AUGCUGGACAGUGGAGACGAUGACGAUAGCGUUGUCUCACGACCUUCAACAUCGCAGCAAGGUAAAUCAGUUUCAAGAUCUGGUGGACAGGACGUAUUUCGAGGGGAACGAGAUUCGCCGUACGGGUCCAAUAGCGGAGAUAUGCCGAGAUAUCAAAGGCAACAAUUGCCACAGGCACCUGAACGAUUUAAGCCAUCGCUGCCUAUUGCCAACGAUCCUGUCCAAACAAGCGCAGGAAAAAACCCUCAGAGGUUCUGUGCACGUACAUACCAGAUGCACGUUGAAACACCCGCGUUUAGGGCGAAAGGAACGAAGUAUACCUGCCAUAUUUGCUCGGCUAUGAGAGCUCCACAUGAAAUCCGAUAUUCAUCACGUAAAAUGCAUCAGAAUAUUGUGCUGCUGACUUGUAUGAAAGCUCUCAAAAUUAUAAGCUCGAUUUCGGCUAGAUGUAUGUACAAGGAUAUCCUGCGCAAUAGGAAGCGUAUAUGCCAUGAACAUUAUGUGGAAGCGGCAAGCUUCAUUGCGAAAUAUGUGCAGAAUAUGUGGCAACAGUUUCCUUAUGAAGGAAUUGGUACUAUGCCGCGCAACAUGAAAGAGAAUCUUCUCACAUACAUUCAAGUUCAUGAAGAUAUCGAUACAGAUGUCUCUCUGAGUUUCAAUGACAUUGCGCAGUUUUUCCACGAUUGCUUGUCAAAAUAUCGUGAGGAAGAAACCGGCAUUUGGAGCGUUGAUGAGUUUUACCGGAAGAAUGCAGCAAAAGAAGGCAUGAUGAGAAUGCUAAAGAUCGUGAGUUGCAGUCUGCUUCCCCUCAAGUUUUGUGUUGAUUUUCGGAGAAGGCAUAGAAAUUAGUC
Messenger RNA from Cylicostephanus goldi, 851 nucleotides. NCBI's taxonomy places the organism in Eukaryota, Metazoa, Nematoda, Chromadorea, Rhabditida, Strongylidae. The record is from the annotation of a GenBank genome assembly.